UUAUUAGCAAUGGAACGAAAGAAGGCAGACCACAAAUGCGAGAGUUGAAAGAGCCCAAAAGCCGACACCUGCCUCUGAUAGGAGGCGGACCCCACCCGGCCACCAUCGUCGCCCUCGAAAUAUCCACGUUCGAACCAUAUAAAUAUUUACUCUCCACCCAGAGAAAACAGAUUUCACCCAAGGAAAAACCACAUAUGGCCACUUCUUUUACAGCUCCCAAGCUUUCUUCCCCGACUUUCCAGACCCUUUGCCGAAAUCUUCCCGUUUUUGUCCCCAUACCCAACACCCUUUAUUCUGUUUCGCGCCACCAUCAACGCCACCACCAUCGUUUGCAGCUUCAGCAGCAGCGGCAGCGGCGGCUCCUUUUUGUUGUUCGUGCAGAAUCCAAUAAUGGGUCUGAGCCGUUGCGGCACUACGAUUUCGAUCUCUUUACUAUCGGUGCCGGAAGUGGUGGUGUUCGUGCUUCCCGUUUCGCUGCCAAUUUUGGUGCUUCCGUUGCUGUCUGUGAGCUUCCAUUUUCGACUAUUUCUUCAGAGACCACCGGCGGCGUUGGCGGAACAUGCGUUCUUAGAGGAUGCGUGCCAAAGAAACUAAUGGUUUACGCAUCAAAAUAUUCUCAUGAAUUUGAUGAGAGUAAUGGUUUUGGAUGGAAAUAUGACACGGAACCGAAGCAUGAUUGGAGCACCUUGAUGGCUAAUAAAAAUGCCGAGUUACGGCGUCUUACCGGUAUUUACAAGAACAUUCUCGGUAAUGCUGGUGUCACAUUGAUCGAAGGUCGUGGGAAGAUUGUGGAUCCGCAUACUGUUGAUGUAGAUGGAAAACUUUACACUGCUAGACAUAUACUGAUUUCAGUUGGUGGACGUCCAUUUAUUCCUGAUAUUCCAGGAAGUGAGUAUGCGAUAGAUUCUGAUGCCGCCCUUGAUUUGCCCUCAAAACCAGAGAAGAUUGCUAUAGUUGGUGGGGGAUAUAUAGCUUUGGAAUUCGCUGGCAUUUUCAAUGGUUUGCAAAGUGAGGUCCAUGUAUUUAUACGUCAGAAAAAAGUUUUGCGAGGUUUCGAUGAAGAGAUCAGGGAUUUUGUUGGUGAACAAGUGUCUCUACGAGGAAUUAAAUUUCAUAUAGAGGAGUCUCCUCAGGCAAUUGUUAAGUCAGCCGAUGGUUCACUGUCUCUGAAGACCAACAAAGGAACAAUUAAAGGAUUUUCACAUAUAAUGUUUGCAACUGGUCGAAGGCCUAAUACAAAGAACUUGGGAUUGGAGUCUGUGGGGGUCAAAAUGAGCAGUAAUGGAUCAAUAGAGGUUGAUGAAUACUCGCGUACUACAGUACCUUCCAUUUGGGCUGUUGGGGAUGCCACAGACAGAAUUAAUUUGACACCCGUUGCUUUGAUGGAAGGAGGAGCCUUAGCAAAAACUAUUUUUCAGAAUGAACCAACCAAACCUGAUUACAGGGCUGUACCCUCUGCCGUCUUUUCCCAGCCACCUAUUGGACAAGUUGGUCUUACCGAAGAACAGGCUAUGAAGGACUAUGGUGAUAUUGAUGUCUACACUGCAAACUUCAGGCCAUUGAAAGCUACACUCUCAGGUCUUCCUGAUCGGGUUUUCAUGAAACUUAUAGUCUGUGUGAAGACAAACAAGGUUCUUGGUUUGCACAUGUGUGGAGACGAUUCAGCUGAAAUCACACAGGGAUAUGCAGUUGCUAUCAAAGCUGGCUUGACUAAAGCAGACUUUGAUGCCACAGUGGGUAUUCAUCCGACAUCAGCUGAGGAGUUUGUGACAAUGAGGACUCCUACUAGGAAAAUACGACAGGGCCCUGAGUCUGAGGGAAAGAUGGGUCACGAGGCAAAAGCUGCAGCAGGGGUUUAGCAAGGGUGAUUGAAUAGGCUGCAUAUUGGGGCGUUCCUUUUAAGAGAUAUUCAUGACAAUGACAGGUUGAUGCUGAUGCCUGAUUGUUAACCUCCAGUAUGAUGCAAAGUAGCUGUUUGAUGGAAAUAAUCGUUCCAAGACAGUUUCUCCUUCACAUCCGAGUCAGACAUAUGUGUCGUGCCAUGCCUUGUAAUGCAUCAUGUUCCAACUUCCUACACAUCAUGUCCAGUAAGAGUAAAAACUACAUUGAUCAUCUUUAGUUACAUUUUAGUCAGAAAUGUUGUUAGAUCACAUAUAAGCGAUAUCAGUCACGUAUAUUUGGUCUAAUGUUGUAAGAUCAA
Molecule: messenger RNA, 2200 nt
Organism: Hibiscus syriacus
Lineage: Eukaryota; Viridiplantae; Streptophyta; Magnoliopsida; Malvales; Malvaceae
Product: glutathione reductase, chloroplastic-like
Exons: 12
Coding region: 36-1859 (607 amino acids)
Biological process (GO): cellular response to oxidative stress; cell redox homeostasis; glutathione metabolic process
Cellular component (GO): cytosol; mitochondrion
Molecular function (GO): glutathione-disulfide reductase (NADPH) activity; NADP binding; flavin adenine dinucleotide binding
Source: RefSeq, a predicted model, not a curated record